This is a messenger RNA of Rhodofomes roseus, 4341 nucleotides long. Its product is annotated as AAA domain-containing protein. The record is from RefSeq and is a predicted model, not a curated record. Gene Ontology annotation, molecular function: ATP binding; ATP hydrolysis activity. NCBI's taxonomy places the organism in Eukaryota, Fungi, Basidiomycota, Agaricomycetes, Polyporales, Fomitopsidaceae. The transcript has 22 exons. Bases 1 to 4341 code for a protein of 1446 amino acids. Gene Ontology annotation, cellular component: cytoplasm.
AUGGCCUCCCGUCGUCUUCAGCACGUCCUAUCGUCCCUCACUCCGGCUGUGGAACCCAUAGGCACUCUCACCGUAGGAGAUAUCUCUUAUGAUGUGCCCCCGACGUCUGAUCCUGCUCGACUGCCGCAUUCCGAGGAUGCUAUACUCGACCUGAACGACCCUGUCAACUUGGAGAACGUUCAGUUCCUCCUGCAGAAAUAUCUGCUCGGACAGGACGUGUUCCUCGUCGGACAGCCGGGCCCCUACGCGCGGAGACUGAUUAUGACCUUCUGCCGACUUAUCAACUCUGAAUACGAACACAUCGCUCUUCACCGAGACGUGGGCGAAACCGAGCUGAAGCAAGGACGCGAGAUUCGUGCAGGAGGAAACCUUGUCUAUGUGGACAGCGCCGCAGUCCGUGCCGUGAAGCACGGACGAGUGCUGGUCAUCGAAGGAGUAGAGAAAGCAGAGCGCGGUAUUAUGCCUCUGCUGAACAACUUGCUAGAAAAUCGUGAGAUGAAUCUAGACGAUGGCACGCACAUCAUUCACCCGCAUCGCUACGCCCUCCUCGAAUCCCCUUCCUCCUCGAAGGCAGCAAUAUCUCCCACAAUCAAGUCAGAAGUGCAGCUUGUCCCCGCCCAUACCCGCUUCCGCGUCAUCGCCCUGGGCGCACCCGUCCCGCCCUACCCAGGUUACCCGCUCGACCCGCCCUUCCGUUCUCGCUUUCAAGCACGCUUCAUCGACCCAGUUGGCGCGAUGAUGGCGCUCGCUGCACCCCGCCCCACCAGUCUCGACAUCCCUAUUAGCGCCUCAGAGCCUUUUGCCCCGGCACGCAUCGCCAAUCCUGCGCUGUCAGUCGGCGAGGACGGCCUAUACGAGAAAUUGAGGCAAGUGAUCGUCGCAACACAGUACGCAAGCGAGGCAAGGACGUCGCUCGACAGCAGCGCGCGUUCGACCCUCCCCGCGUUCCCGCAGACAGCCCUCGCGAAGCUGCGGACGCUGUUGGCAACCUUCCCUGUACGCGAUGCCGCUGUGCUGUCACCUGUCCUCCUAGCACGUUUGGUGCUCACAAUACACCCCGCACUGACGCAUGCGCCAUUCGUUGCAUGGGCACUGCUCUCACGGCAGCUUGAGGAGGCGGGGGUGGGCGCCCUGGGCAGCCCGGCGGAGAGUCAAGACGAAGAGGGCACCGGUCUACUCGGCUACACCCUGCUCAAGAUCGAGCGGGCUGGCGAGCGCAUUGCCCGUCUCACCUUCACCGACCCUUCAGGAACGCAUGUCGCCGUCUCAGUCCCUGCAGGCCCGCGUCCGCUCAUUCCGUACCCCCUCACCGACAAGCUCGGAUUCCUCCCCACCCCGCGCUUCGUCGGCCUCCUCACGAGCAUGCUACAGGCACAUGCGCUCGGGUACGACAUGUCGCUCGUCCCGCCUGCGCUGUCCGGCGCGAGCUGCAGCACGAGCACGCUCGUGCGCACGUUUGCGCGGGUGCUCGGGUACGAGAGCGAGGAGUGGGGAAUGUACAAGGAGCUGGGCGGGCGGGAGCUCGUUAUGAGGAGGGUCGUAGAGGAGGGCGGGGCGACGCGAUGGGAGCCGAGCAUGCUCGUAGAUGCUGCGUGGGCGGGGAAGAUGGUUCGGCUGGACGGACUGGACACGCUGGGUAGUACGGCGGGCUCGCUCGCGCGGCUCACGCAGGACAGGGAGUGCGAGUUGUGGGAGGGCCGAAGGAUCGUGCGGUCUGCGUCGGAAGAUGAGGUGAGGAAUGAUGGUCUAAGCACCGCUCAUCCUUCUUUCCGGAUAAUCGCCACCGCCUCCAAGUCCCAGCCUCUGAAUGACUGGCUCAACGCCGAGCACGCCAAUAUGUUCUUUACCCUGCCUCUCCUACCUAUGGCCCGCAAAGAAGAGUCCACCGUCCUCUCGCAGACCGGGUGUGCGCCCUCGACAAUUGACAGGCUACUCGGCUUUGCCGACCGAUACCGCGCUCGCUUCACGGGUGCUGAGUCAGGCUCAAGUUCCGCAAUGCACACCCAGAAGAACCGCAAGCUGGGCACACGCGCAUUGGUCAGGAUAUGCAAGAGGAUGGCGCGAGCGCGAAACGGAGAAGAAGACGAUCUGAGAGCGCUUUUGGCACGUGCGGUUUUGAAGGAGUUUCUACCCCGGACAGAGGCUAUGAGCCUCGAUGAGUUGCUCGAGGAGUGUGACAUCCCGCGCAGGAGCCCACCUUUUAAUCCUCCACCCGUCGUCUCAGGAGACGGCAUUACUUUCCCGGUCCCGACACACUCAAGCUCUGGUAGCGAAUCCUUGCCGGACAGCCAGAGGGCGACGUUCAUACCCGCUUUCGACUCGAAGCGGGAUCCUGAGGGUGUGCAGACGCACGUUCCACACAUGGAUCACUUCUACGACAACAGCCUGCAGACCGGCUUGAUGCGAGAUGUGGCCGUUGAUCUAGAGAUGGGAGAACAUCUAGUGCUCCUGGGCAACCAAGGUGUUGGCAAGAACAAGAUUAUUGACCGUUAUGCUGACCACGCUCAGUUACUCCGACGGCCCCGCGAAUACAUUCAACUUCAUCGUGAUACGACCGUCAAUCAACUCAUGUUCACCACUGUACUGUCCCGAGGUACCAUUGAGUACAGCGAUUCGCCCCUUUUGCGCGCUAUCACACAUGGACGAGUCAUGGUCGUUGACGAAGCUGACAAGGCCGCGGAACAUGUUGUCGCAAUCUUCCGCGGGCUCGCGGGGCACGGCCAGCUGACCCUCGCAGACGGACGUAGGGUACGUGCGGAGAAGGAGCGCGAAGGUGAUUUAGUCGUGCAUCCGGACUUCAGACUUAUUCUCCUUGCGAAUCGACCUGGCUACCCCUUCUUGGGCAACCACUUCCUUCAGGUGCUCGGCGACAACUUCAGCUGUCAUGCAGUGACGAAUCCUGACCUCGAGAGCGAGAGGAAGCUGCUCUCCCAGCUUGCGCCUGAUCUGAAGGAAGACAUGAUCAUCCGACUGGUCGGCGCGUUCCAAGACUUGCGCAAGGCGUACGAGGCCGGAACCUUGACUUACCCCUACUCGCUGAGAGAGCUCAUAAACAUCGUUCGGCAUAUGCAAACGUACCCAAACGACCCGCUUGAGACCACACUGCGUAAUGUCUUUGACUUCGAUGUCUACAAACCGGAGACAAUCACGAGAUUGGGCGAGAUCCUCGAUCAUCACGGGUUGGUGGUCAAACGUCUUGGGUUGGACGCAGCCCGCGAUACGGCACAGAAGAAAGUACUGGACGUGAAGUUCGAGCCGAAGGGAAGCACAGAACUUUCAAGUCCAAAGUUUGGUAAGGAGGACCCGCAGAAUAAGCCUCAUACAGGAGGCAACACGUGGGCGGGAGGAACUGGCGGACGAGACACCGCAGGUAUGGGUGGUCGCGGCGGCUACAUGCGUCUAUUCAAGGGGCACGAUAUCAACCAGGUCUCUGAUGCUCUCAAGAAGGACGUACCUGACCAUAUCAAGGAAAAGGCGCGCGAGAUGGCCCGGCAGGAGUUGGCACGCAGGCUCGAGGAACUGGACAUGAAGGUCAGCGAAGCCAAAGGCUACGGGGCGCUGUUGACCGCUGUGGAAUCGCACAUUGCAACCUUACAUGACCUGCUUGAGAACUUGGCCGCGAGAGAAGAAGAGCGUGUUUGGGUCAAACGACAGACUGAUGGGGAGCUGGAUGACAGUCGUUUGACUGAAGGUUUAACUGGCGAAGCGACUGUGUACAAGCGCAGGGGAAUGGCAAAGCCCGAGCUAGGUCGACCGCAAAUCAAACCGAAGCGGAUCCGGUUUGUCUUCGACAUCAGUGCUUCGAUGUAUCGCUUCCAGUACGACGGGCGGUUGCAGAGAAGCAUGGAGACCGCUGUCAUGCUGAUGGAAACAUUCAGCCGGCUAACUCGAAAGGACAAAUAUGUUUGGGAUAUGUACGGACAUUCUGGAGACUCGCCGGUGAUUCCUCUGGUCGAAACAGACAACCUACCUACCGAGAUCAGGGAUAGAUGGAAAGUCGUCGAGAAGAUGGAGCUGGUUACCCAGUACGCUUUUGCGGGCGAUUAUACAGUGGAGGCCAUUGACCAGGCAGUGAACGACGUAGCGAAGUUCGAUGCUGAUGACUGGUUUGUGAUCACAAUUACGGAUGCCAAUUUUGCACGCUAUGGCAUCAGCGAGGAAGAUCUACAGCGGGUUAUGACCCGCCAGCCGAAGGUGCACACUGCUCUGAUUUGCAUUGGAGAAGGCGCCGAGGCUCUGUGGAUCCCCAAGAAACUACAGGGUAGGGGUUUCCGCGUUACGAACACAGCAGAUAUCCCGGUAGUGCUCAGAAGUAUCUUGUCCACUAUGAUGGAUCGAUAG